This is a messenger RNA of Crotalus tigris (Tiger rattlesnake), 8101 nucleotides long. RefSeq names its product apical junction component 1 homolog (gene AJM1). Bases 2867 to 6082 code for a protein of 1071 amino acids. Gene Ontology annotation, biological process: cell-cell junction organization. Gene Ontology annotation, cellular component: plasma membrane; apical junction complex. NCBI's taxonomy places the organism in Eukaryota, Metazoa, Chordata, Lepidosauria, Squamata, Viperidae. The record is from RefSeq and is a predicted model, not a curated record. The transcript is spliced from 5 exons.
CUGCUCCUCCCUUGCUCUUUCCUCAGCCCCCCCCCCCCCCAGGCGCCUCCUCCUUGGCGCCCUUGGGGGAAAACUGGCGGCUUCACCAGCUUUUAUUACAGUUCUUUUAAUCGCAGUUUGUGUUCUUUUGUGUAAUUUUAAAAAGUGCCCCUCUUUUGCAGAUGGUUCCCCCCCCCUCCCAGGCCUUGUUCCUGGCCUUUCUCCAGGUGUCCAGCAGAGCUAGCCUUUGUAUUUUGUACAGGAAGGGUGAGUGACCCCACGCGUCUUUCUGUUGUCGAUUAAGUUACUGAGCUCCAGGCUUCCCUCGCCAUCCCAUGCUGCCACCCACCACCACUGGCGUUGCUGUGGUAACCUGCCAGGCAGAAGAGGAUGCUCUGGUCCCCAGGAGGACGGGGGAAGGAAGAGGGUUGGGGGAUUCUUCCCAACCUUGUCACCCGCAGAGAAGCUGAGCCCCUUCGUGGCCUGGGUGUGAAUCCUUUGGGGAAACUGCUAAUUCCUGCCAUCCCUGCCACCUAAUUCCACCCAGGUGAAUCCUUCCCACUCAGCCCCCCCCGACCCCCCCAGCAAGUCAGCCUCAGAGGGAUCCCAGCUUGAUGAGAAGCCAGAGGCCAAAGUGGCCAGCUGGCGCCCAGAGCUUUUCUCUGCCGCCUCUUGUGCCCCCCCAAGCCAUCCUGAUCCAACCCCCAGACUGAAAAGUGGGGAGCCAGAUGGCUGGACAGGCACGUCCUUGUGCUUUUUAAUGGCUGGCAGGUCAAACAGCAACAAGGUGGGACAGUAGGAUCGUGUGGCCACCCGGAGCAGGUAUUUUUUGGUAGCUAAGAAAGACCAGCCUGGAACUGACGCCCAGCUUGUGAGGGUGAAGAUUCAUGGGUGCCCUGCAAGUCCCAGCCCGGAAGCGGAAGCGGAAGCCCAGGAGUCGGCUGGAUGUCAAAGACACCGCCUGCCAGUGGAACGCGGCAAUCCUAACCUGAGCUGGUGUGGUGGCCCCUGCGGCCAUCUUAAACUGCUGGGGUUUUUUGUUUUUUUUUUUUGUCCAAGCACAUCAAGCCAUUGCCAUCCCUUUCUUGCUGAAGAUAGAAUAGUUUUCCUUGGAAGCUUCAUCCUUCUUCCCGAAUAGGCUGCCGGGGGGGGGGGGGAGUGGACGACUCGGGAUGCCCCUGUUCCUAAAGGGGCCGUGGGCGGCAGGGUCUGAAGGGGCGUCCUCAGGGCAGCUGCUCAGGGACUGAAGACCCACAAAGAAGAGGGAUAUUUAUGAUGAAUUUGCUUUUUGACAGAUUUGGCGUGUGCCAACCGGUCCUGGUAUGUGGCGAGCUUAGAGGCAGUGGGGUGCUGACCCGUCCCCACAGAGAGCCCACCGGAGGGCAGGAUGCCCAGUGCUACAGAGCCUCUGCCUCUCGCAGCAUGACCCAUGUUGGGGAGCCCCUUCUGUAGCCAUGAGAGCCCAUGGAGCCUCCACAUUCAGGAGCAGUAUAGCAUGAAUGCCAGUUGGCACAAAUGGGCAAGCUGUCCUGUCGUGUCCUGUUAACGUGGUUGAUCCAAGAAGGCGAACGCUAGAUGGAAGAGAAGAGGCAGAGUAGACUUCAGGCUUCCCUUUCUGGAGCUUGGCUGGCCGGCCUUUCCUGGCCCCAGACCUUUAGCCCACCUGGCUGCAGGUGAGAAGGGCACUCCCUGCCCGCCCUCUUCCUGGCAACGUCACCCUGAGCAAGACGUGGCCGGCUUCUGGCCAAGCUGUCCAAACAGCCUUCCUUCUACUGGGUGUGGGGACCACAGGUUGCCCUCUGAUUUGGGGGAGGGGGGGCUGGGACAAGCAGGGAGAGUUGCUGCUGCAGGCCAAGGAGGAGUCUGGCCAAGGAAAAGAGGGCCCGUGAUUAAUGGAGGGCAGGCUGGGCAGCCUUCCCGGACCCCUUUCCUAAGAUGAGGGGAGUAGAACUGGGGCGGCUUUGCCCAGGGCAGGGGGUCCCAAGAGGAAUCCGCCCAGCGAGAAGACAUCCCUGGCAUUCUGACUGCUCUCAGAGGCCGUCUUCCUGCUGCACCUGCAGACCAGGGAUGGGGGAAAGUCUUCCAGUUCUCCCCAGCCCCACGGGUGGUGGGAAAGAAGAGACUUGGCUGGAAGGCCCUCUCCUCUGAUUGGCUGGGAAAGAGAGAGCCUCCCUCUCCCAAAGCAAAUUCAGCGAAGGGGGUUGGGAGGGGGGCAAGCACCGUGCCUCUCAGGUGGGUCCUCUGGAAAGCUGCAGGUCAACUCCCCUUCCUCUGCCCUGUGACGUUGGCCAGAUGUUCCUGGUGGAUUCCUGCCUCCUGCUCUGCGCUGGACGCGUCCCCUUUAAGGGCUGCCAGUGCCCGCUGGGGGCGCUGUGGAGCCCAGGAGGGGUCUGUGCCGGCCGCCAAGCAGGUGCCGGAGCCUCUGCUGCGGGUGUCCAGGCGAGGUGAGCCAUGACGUCUUCUGAAGAGGGAGCCCCCCCCAUCCCUUUCCAAGUGCUGGCAUCAUCUGGACCCAGCAGCCCUCUGGGCAUGAAGAGGGGCAUCCCUUCCUAGGCCAGCGCCCCCUCUGCCUCGCUCAGGAGGCUUUUUGAUGCAGAGCGAGAGCUUUGUUCCAGCAGAAUCUCCUGCCGAGAAAGCUGAGUUGUGGGAGGGGGAGAGAGAGAGACACGCUUCUAGACAUGUGCAGAGUGCGUUUCCUCCCCAAGCUGCGAGGCAGAGGAUGCCAGAGGCUGAUCUUAGUCUCUGUCUGAACCAGCCAAGCUUCUCUUCCUCCUGGCCCGGCCUUCAUUGGAAUUUCCCAGCGUGCAUUGCUUCCCAAAAGAGGCCUGGGUGCCUUCACUGAGAUGAUCUGAGGAGGGCUGGAGAGGAGCAGGACGCUGAUUCUAAGAUGACCCGAACAGACCCACCUGACGUCCUGGUGUCUGCCGUGUAUCAGGACGUCCCCGUGGCCUCCGUGGGCUCCACCUGCUCUGCCUUCUGCCAGCCCACCUGGCGAUGUGAUUCCUCCAUGUCUUCGUCCCUGGAGAACCAGCCUGCCCAACACUUCAACAAGAGACACUGUCGCAGCUUCGAUUUCCUGGAGUCUCUCGACGACCCACCGCCUGUGGCUCCCGUCAUGGAGCGGCAUCCCCGGCGGCCCCCCACGCCAGAGCCCUCCUCGGCUCCCGUUGGCAAGAGGGUGUCUCUCCGGGCUGCUCUGCAGGAAAACUACAUUUCCCAGGGGAAGGAGGUGCCAAAGGAACUGGCUUCCCGAGCCGAGCCCAAGAGGCGGCCCCGAUCCAAGAGCGCGCCCCGCGUCAAAUCCACCUUCACUCCUGUGGGUGUCCCUAUGUCUUCGGGCUCCCCACCAGCCCCAGCCAGGAGAGGACGGGAAGUCCAUCGAGUGUCCCGAGAGCCCCAGCGGGCAGAAGCGUCCCCUCGCCGGGAGAGCAGCUACGCCUCCAUGAAAGCCUUGAUGAGCGAGGUGCACCCCAUCAAGCUGCAGCCUCAGCGGGCCGGCGGCAGCCGCAUUUCGCCUCUCUGUGUCACGGGAGCAAACUGCCCUGAAGAGGCUGCCCUGGCCCCCAGGCCCCCACCGCCCAGCGUGCAUGUCAAGCGUCGGGUGGACAUUAAGCCAGAUGAGGCUGCUGUACUGCAUGCAGCUCGCAGUGCCAAGGGGUCACAUGGCCAUGGUGAGGCUCUCCUGCCCUGGCCUCGACCUCCAGGCACGCCCCAUAGCUUGACCGUGCCCAGCAGCAGGCAAGUGCCCAUGUCUCGCACUCCCACGCCCAGUGAUACUUAUAGUGGGGAACAGCGAGGGCUGGCCCCUUACCCCCCUGAAUUUUGUGACGGAGGUCCUGCUGUGCCUGAAAGUGGCUGCCUUCCUUACAUCCCCUACGUGCCCCCAAAGUUCUUCUACACGGAGGAGCCGGGCAGCUACAAGUCCUACCCUCCUUCUUACGGGGGCCAGGUCCUCCCGCCCCAAACCUUUUAUGCAGAAGAGCCUCCCCCAGGGGGCUUUUACCCUCUUCCGGCGAGAACCUUUUUUGUGGAGGAAAACAGGACUCCUUUUCCCAUUCAGGAGGCCCCUGCUCAGGCUUACUAUGGGGACGACCCACGCCUUUACACUCCCAGGACCCUUCCCGCAAAAGCGGUUUACCCUGAAGACCCCAGGCCUUACCCCGCCUUGAGGGCCAACCCACGCAUCUUCUAUACAGAAGACUAUGGGAAAUACCACGAGCGGGAAGCCCUGUCUCGCACUUACCCCCAUUCCCGUGUGGCUCCCUCAGUGCAGUUUAACGACUGGUACUGCUCCGAAAGGGGGACGGUGCCCUACCCAACUUGGCAGAUGGCCCGCUUUCCAGCUCAUCAGCCUGCCUCCCAAGCCAUGCUGUCGUCGUGGCACGCCAGCUAUAGCGUCGGUCCUCCCCGGCUUGGCAUGGACACCAGGCACUACUCCAGAUCCUGGGACAAUAUUUUGACCCCUCACGUGCGCCGGGAAGACCAGCUGCUGCGUGGCCGUAGCUACGAGAACCUGCUGUCGCGCGACCCGCAUCGUGCUUUCUCCCCUGAUGACCGGCGUCAGCCAGUGGUGGUGAACCUGUCCAGCUCUCCCAAGCGUUACGCUGCCCUUUCCCUCUCGGAGAAUUCCCUCAUUGAGAAGAUGCACGCUGACCGGGGGCGCCAUGGUUGGUUCGUCACGCCAGAGAUCACUAUCACAGACAACGACAUCCGAGCCAACAACGGGCUUGGCAGGCGUGAGAGGCGGUCAGCCAGCUGGGAUGUACUGGAUUCGGGGGAUGCCCGGGACAGGGGCUGCGUCCCACGCCAGCCCUAUGGCCCGGAGCCCCAUGCCGGAGAAAGCGCCGCCUGCCAGCGUAGCCUGGAACAGUUGGACGAGCUCAUCACCGACCUGGUCAUCGACUACAAGCCGCCUUCCGUUUGCCCACCUGGCCAGGUCAGCAACCUGGCCGAUCAGCUGCGGCAGUUGAUCAGCGAUGGGCUGGGGCUGCCUGCCAAGAAGCCGGAGCCCUGGAGACCCGUGGAGCCCCAUCCCACCAAAGAGCAGCCUGGCCGCAGCUCCUUCCACGACGAGCUGCGGAAGGACCAGGGCCGCCGCUCUGCCGAGCCCCCGGGCCCCCCCAGGCCCUCGGAGACAGGCCCGGAGGAUUGUUCCCCAGAUCUCAGUGCUGACGAGGACGACCUGAUGAUGUGCUCCAACGCCAAGUGCCGCCGCACAGAGACCAUGUUCAAUGCCUGCCUCUACUUCAAGUCCUGCCACAGCUGCUACACCUACUAUUGUUCCCGCCACUGCCGGCGGGAGGACUGGGACACCCACAAGGAGAGCUGCAUCUACGGGCGGAUUGGUAGCACCUGCCGCCACGUGCUGCAGUUCUGCCGGGAGAAUGGCGAGGUGCACAAGGCCUUUUCCCGCAUAGCCAAGGUGGGCUUCCUGUCCCGGGGCCGGGGGGUGCUCUUUCUGGGCUUCCCCAGUGCAGGCUCCGCCGAGAACUUCCUGCAGUUUGGCCUGGAAAGCUUGCUGAUGUCCCCCACUUACCUGUCGCUCCGGGAGUUGGAGGGCUAUUCAGACAACCUUGGGGAAUACGCCCAGGAGCUGCAGGAGGCGGGCCAGCAGUACGACCCCCAGGAAUGUUUCCUGCUGAAUGUGACCGUGGCGGUGGGGCAGGAGGUGCCUGACCGCCCACCCCCCAAGGCACAGGUGCCAACCGUCCGCAAGUACGCCAAGAUGGCCUUGGCGUCCUCCAGCCCCGAGAAGAAGAUCCUCAAGAAAGAGCGAGAUAUGGAGACGCUGAUCUUGACGCCCCCUCCCGGCACGGCCGACCUAGACAAGGACGGUGAGGAAGGACGCAAAGCGCGAGAAGUUUGCUUCAUCAACAUCCAGCGCGAACUGCGCAUCCGUGGCGUCUUCCUGCGGCACGAGUUCCCGAAGGUUUACGAGCAGCUGUGUGCGUUUGUGGAGAGCAACCAGCGCUUCACACCCACCACCAUCUACCCCAUUGACAAGAGGACCGGCAGGCAGUUCAUGUGCAUGAUCCUGGCCGCCUCCGAGCCGCGCACCCUCGACUGGGUGGCCAGUCCCAACCUCCUGGACGACCUCAUGUGAGCCGGCCUCUCCUUCCCUCCUCCUCUGACGUCAGUGCUCAAGGUGGUGGCUAGUCUGUCCCGCUUCUUUCCAAGCAAGGACUGGUCGAGACUUGGCCCAGCAAGGGACGGAGCCCCUGGGAGAGCGUGGCCCUGCGCUGGUGGCCGUUUGUUCGCCCUUCCUGGACGUGGGCAUUUCUCAUUGUUUGAAAGACGAGUCCAAAUCUGGUCACCUUCAGAAAAGCAGAUAUUUUAGGAAUCCCAUGCUUUGUUGGUCAACUUUUAAGAUAACCAUGCUCAGCCUUACAGUCCAUUUUAUUUCUUAAUUCCUCCAGACAAGAAUGUUCUUACUUCAUGGGGUGAUUUCCUUUAUUAUGAAAAAUUGAUCCUGGAGAAUAAAAGUGAGGUAGGGGGAGUUUGCCACUGGCAUUUUAGUUGGGGAUCCUUCUCCCUGUCAGCUUCAUCUUGCCAUUUUGCAGCUGGGCUUGGCAGAGGGUGGGUUGCAGUAUUGUCCUCCUCCCCCCCCUCCAUCUGCUGUCCUGUAAUAAACCAAGAGGGGGGGGACUGUCAGCUUGGGCAUACUGUGCGUGGAGGGGGGAGGUUGAGUCACUUCCCACCAGUGAUGCCUCCUCCUCCCAUCCAGGCAGGGAAAUCCAGGUCAGGAGCUGUGAGGAGGAAGAGCGGUUGCUAAGGUGAUGCUCCAUCCCUUGCAGGAAGGUGGGAAGGGGGUCACUGCAGCCGGCAAAGAGCUCGCCUCUUCCCCAUCCCUUGGCUGAGGCUCCUGGAGGAGUCUUUCGUGCCUGGCAAAGUGAAGGGCUGCACACAAGAGAGCCUCCUCGGUCCCAAAGUGGUUGGGUAUGCAUGGGGAAUUGGGUGGGGAGGGCUGUGUGAUUGUUUUUUGCCUGGGGAAGGAAAAUGUAUAACGCAGAAUAGAUUUGAGCGGAGAAGAGAGCUCCCAGGCUCUGCCUCUGGAGAAGCGCUGGACAAACCUUGCUGCUGUGUUCCGAGUUAGGUCUGGAGACCUAAGAAACCUAUUUGAUUAAAGAUACGCUGUGGCUUGGGAAGGAGACCGCUUCCAGCAUCUCUGCAUAGGUCCCUGCUCUAACCAGGUUGCUUCCCUCCCUUUUUCUUGCAGAGAGUAGUCUGUCGGUUGCCCCAUUCUCAUGCUUGUUCAGGCCUAUGAGGAAAGCUGGGGAAUCUGCCAAGGGCCACUGCGUCUUCCUAACGCGUCUUCCUAAAUCUCUCGGGUGUAUUGAGUAAGCAAGAGAGCGAGGGGAGGUGGGGGUUUCAGGAACCAGGUGAAGACAGAGGGCUGCAUGUGUGUGUGUGUGUGUGUAUUUCACUGCAGUGUGAGCAUCCUCAGGACCCCAAAUGUGAAUGGCUGGAGGGAGGGAGGAGGAAGCUGGCCUGGAAUAUCCCUCAGCUCUGGUAUUGCCCCAAUGUGACAAAGGUGCGGCUGCUUCAUCCAUUGCACUAAACUGUAAGGCAUGCCCUGUUUUAGCAGAGUAAGCUACAGUGGCACUCUGGAAGCAGACUUCUGCUCUCCUCUAAAGAAAAGUCCCUCUGCCAAGGGGGAAAUGAGCUCUUGGUCUGCAGGCAGCCCCCUCCCCCUUUCUGGCAGGCUAGCUGGAGGACCAGAGGCCCCCCUUCUACCCCGUGUGGCCCCUCAAGUCCCUUCUCCAGGAUUCCCUGGUGAGCUUUAUGAGCUCCCCCCCCCCAGGAGAAGUUUGCUGAUCCGUUUGCUUGGAUUUUGCUUGUGGGGUGGGAUAGGGUGGGGGAAUCAAAAACACUCUCUAGAAAAACUGGCUGGAAAGAAGUGGUUGUGGCUGAAAAGUUAGAAAGGUUUUCUCUUGCUCGGCAUUUUCUGACAUUACUAUUGUUCCAGGUCUGCUGGUUUCCCACACUGCAGUUUGGAUAAUAAAAAAAUAAACAUAUGAAUAAAUAUAUACACCCAGACACGCUCGUAUAAAUAUAUAGAUACAUAGAUAUAUAUAACUGAGACAAACUAUUCCGUUUGAAUAAACAUAAACAAUAACUUGAA